Closterium sp. Yama58-4 is the source of this 3402-nucleotide messenger RNA. NCBI's taxonomy places the organism in Eukaryota, Viridiplantae, Streptophyta, Zygnematophyceae, Desmidiales, Closteriaceae. The record is from the annotation of a GenBank genome assembly.
AUGACCUCUUCCUUGAUCGCGUCUUCAUCCCCGUUACAGAAUGCUGCUUUACCGAGCAACAUCAGCACUUCAAUGACAAAUGACUCUCCCGCAUCGUCCUCAGCAUCAACCAGCCACUUCUGUUCCCCGAGUUUCGAAUCUUUUGCCCCGCCGAGCAAGGUUCGCCGAUUGGACGGUCAUUUUUUGCGCCUCGAAAAUCCCAAGGAGACAGAAGGAUUGACGGAGGAGGAGGGAGCGGAAGAGAAGGGACUUCUGCUGCACCAGUUACGCUCUUCCGCGCCUGCUUUCUCCCGCGAUCGCGCUGAUUCGUCGCAUCCUCAUCUUGACGCUGAGCCUUGCCACUCUCGAGGGUCCUCGCCCAAGCCCUCUCUCACCUCUCUUCCCUCCGAGCUUGUCCGCGUUAUAAUCUCCCUCGUUGACGCACCAAGAGACCGCGGUUGCUGCGCGCUCGUCUGCCGGGCCUGGCGCCAAUGGGAGCGUGCCACGCGUACCCAGCUACACCUGCGCGGAAGCCUCAGCGACCUUCCGAGCCUGGGGACGUGCUUCGACUCGGUGACGGACCUGGACCUGGCUGAUGUCCACCCUGAUUGGCCAGGUUCGGAAGAAGAACUAAGGCAGGUCUUCCGAACGUCGUUUCCGAACCUCCGCCGCGUCCGAGCCAACGUUAGCCCGUCUGGCUUGGAGUACGUGCGGCUGUGCUGGCCGAAGCUGGAGAGCGUUGUGAUUGGCCACUGGGAUGGCCUGGACGAGGGCCUGGAGGCGCGCCACGUCAGCAGUUUAGUGUCCCGUUGCCCUAAAGUCGACUCGAUCGACCUAGCCUGGAGCAGGCACUGUGACUUUAACGAGUUGCCGAAGCAGCUGAGCGAUUGCAAGCUGGGGAGGAUUCGCGUGCUGAACCUGCUGGGCGGGCCUGCUCCGUUAAGGGAUGACGCGUUAGAGGUGUUUGGACGGGGUGCUUUUCCGGGCCUUGAGGAGCUGUGUUUUGCGAUGGCGGAUGGUGGCGUCACUGAUAUGGGGAUCGCGAGUGUGGCGCGCGGGUGCCCGGCUCUGCGUGUGCUGCGCAUUGAAGACGUGGCGCACGACCUUAACGACAGCGACGAGGGGAACACGGACGGGGUUGCUGAUGGGGUUGCUGACGGGGAUGGCACUGGAGACACUGGGGAUGCGGCUGUGGAUGGGCCUUGGGACGCUUUUGGUGGCUCAGUAGAGGCAGCAGCAACAGCAGUCGCAGAAGCAGCAGUAGCGGUAGCUGCAGCGGCGGUGGACGUAGCAGAGGUUGAGCAAGUGGAUAUUGAGGGUUUGGAUGAGUACGUUCCUCUUCCACCUGCUGCUUCUGCAGGCAUAUCAGCUGCAGCUCUUGCCUCUACUCUUGGCCCAUCUCCCCUCCCCGCAUCCUCCACCUUCGCUCUCUCUUCUGCCUCUCCUGCUGCGGUCGCUGCCGCCACCACUGCUGCGCCUGGUGUAGCUAGUAUUGCUGCUGCAGCAACCAUUCCUGCUCAGUUCGCCCCUCGCGCACCAGCACCACUGCCGCUCCCAGUCGCCACAGCCUGCCCAACCUACCCCAUCACAGCCGCUGCACUGGAGAGUCUGGCUCGGCACUGCCCGAGCCUGGAGGAGCUGUGCCUGGUGCCGUCCUUCUAUGUGCACCGCAGCGGGCCUGCAGUAGAGGCGCUGGCUGCGGGCUGCAAGUCACUGCGGGUGCUGCGGCUAACUCGGUUCUUGGGACUUGGACGAGGGGUGCUGGCUGGUGGCGAAGCGGGAGAGGGUGUGGCACAGAGGGCAGGUGGGCAGGAGGAGCAGGAGAAGCAGGAGGAGCAAGAGGCAGUUAAGCAGGACGAGCAGUCGCAGCAGUUUCAGCAGCAGGAGGUGCAGCAGCAGCAGCAGCAGCAGCCGCAGCAAUGGGAUGGCCAGUUCGGCUCAGCCUUCCCUUGCGCUCCAUUCGUCGAUGAACCUUCGAGCUUCCCCUUGGCAGAUUGUGGUAACCUGGAUGGUGGUAACCUGGAUGGUGGUAGCCUGCAGGAGUGGAUGCAGUGGGAUAGCGCCCCCUCGUUGCUGCCUCCCACCCUGGACGGUUUCAGCAGCGGCUGGGAGGUGGACGACUCUCUGCUUGCAGACCUGCAGCAGUGGCAGCAGCUGCAGGACCAGCAGCAGCAGCCGCCGGAGGAGGAGGAGCAGCAACAGGGGUGCCCGCGCCCUCUCAUUGUAGCUGGCAGCAGCGAGACCAUGGGCACUGGCAGCACUGCCACCAGCAUUGCUGCCUGCCCCAACGCCCUCCCUUGCGCUAGUGGCUGCACCAGCACCAGCACCAACACCAGCACCAACACCAACACCAGCACCACUGGCUCCUCUCGCUCUCCCAUGUCUCCACCUUCUCCCCUCUCACAGCCUCCUGUCCUCCCACCCCUCGCUCAGUUGGCAGCACUGGAGGAGCUGGAGUUACAAAUGUGCUCCGACAUGACAGACAGGGACAUGCAGGCAGUACUCGAUGGGUGCCCCAAGCUGCGGAGGCUCGACGUGGUGGCGAAUCAUCGGCUGUCGGCCCGCCCCUUUGCGCUGGGCUGUGCUGUGUGCGCUGCGGGGGGGCAGUGCGCAGUGGCUGCGGCUGGUGGGAGCUGCAGGGCGCGCGGGCACGCACUGGAGAGCGUGCGAGUGAUGCAGUGUGACAAUGUGGAUUCGCACGAGUUGCUGCGAGCACUCAUGCCAGCACGCACAACCCUCAAGGGCAUUCAAACGACUGCUUCCUGGACCCACACCAGCCCCCCGCUGCCCCUCGCCUGCUUCUCCGCUCUCGAGACGCUGUGCCUCGAAGUCUCUGUCGACGCCUCACUGUCUCCCCUGCUCAGUGCUGGCCUGGCUGCCUGCCCCAACCUCAAGUUCUUCUUCCUCUCUCUCUACGGCGCUCUCGAGCAAGACACCCUUCCGCUCCCACCCCACCACUACUCCCUCUCCUUCCUCUCCCAGCCCCCUGCACUCACCUACCUCUUCCUCUCUCUCGAAGGAGUCCAAUGCGCCACCGCCCCUGCCUUGGCCUCGCUCGAGCUUGCACUGCUAGCGUCCUGCCCGUCUCUUGCCAUUCAAGAGGUUGAAUUCCGGCCCGCGCCCUGCCCGGUGGUGUCUGCUUCGCUGUCCCUUGAUCUGCUCUCUCCCGAUGCUGCUCGGCUUCUCUCGCUGUCGCCGUGUCUCCGACGGGUGGCUUUAGGGGGAGUGGUGCAGGAGCCGGCGAUGGUGAAGCUUCUGAGAAGCCGCACGCUGCGCGAUGUGGUGUUUCUCAUGCCGCCUGACUGCUCUGACACAUUCAGGAGCUUCUUUGAGUCGGUUCUCAAGUCGAGGGGGUAUUCGGAUCAGCCGAGGAGUGGAACGGAGUGCGUAUUGGAUGUUUGUGUCACGACUAGUUGUGCUUAG